AUGUCAGCAGCAAAUCAAUUGUCAGAUGAGAAACUCAUUCAAUUCUUUUAUGCGAAUUGGAAGUUAUCUCAACAGGAUUUCUGUAAGAGCUAUGGAGAGGAUCCACAGGCACUAGCACGCUUCUUGAAUAGACAGCCAGAUCAGUCGAGUGAGCGUGUUAGAACUUCACUCAAAAAGUAUUGGGAGAAAUAUCAGAUGUCAUUCACCGAUCAUCUCGAUGAGGAUGAAUCAGGUGGUGGCGGUAGUGGAAGUGGUAGUGGUGGUGUUGACCAACAGCAACAACAACAACAAUAUACGGCACCUUCAACACCGGGCGGUGGAAAACGUUCACUUCGUAACCUGCUACAGAAUUACUACGGACCGGGGAUUGGUGAUGGCUCCGAUGGCAACGGUGGAAGUGGCGUGCUCUCGAACGACCCACUCGAUAUCGAUAGUCCGAGCUUCGAUCUCAAAGCAUACUUUGAGAACACCAUUAAGAAAUCGACACUACAACAGCUGGUUGCCAAAGACAACGAUAUGGUCAGUGAGAUCCGUACGUUGGACGGUGACAUGAAGACGCUGGUCUACGACAACUACACCAAGUUUAUCAACGCCACCGAUAUUAUCAAGAAGAUGAAGAACAACGUUGAGAACAUGGAGGAAGGUAUGCAGUUGCUAUCAAAGAACAUGGAACUGAUCACCACUUGUUCCGACAAGAUCAACUCUACUCUAAGUGUAAGACGUGAGAAGAUUGAUCAAUUAAGUGGAUUACAUAAGUUAUUACAAAAAUUACAAUACUUAACAGCAUUACCAUCAAGAUUGAAUCAUUGUGUAGAGAUGCAAGCAUAUUCACAAGCAGUUAAAUAUUAUAAUAGUAACAAUGGUAUCUUGAAGCAAUACAGUCAUAUUCCAUCAUUCCAAAACAUUCAAACUGAAUGUGAUAAUAUCAUUAAUCAAAUGAAAUUGAAACUACAUGAAAAGAUAACAAAUAUCGAGACACAACAAACAGAAGUUGCAGAAGCAGCAGAAAUGUUAUUAGAGUUGUUAGAUCCAAUCGAUACCGUUAGAUCUGCAUAUCUACAGGGUCGUAAACAACAUACUUUUGCAUUAUUAAAGCAUAUCGAAAAGAAAGAAUUUACUGAUGUAGUUGAAUGUAUUAAGGAAUUAAACAAGAUAUUCUUGUCAGAGUUUUCAUAUAAUCAUGAAUCCUAUACCUCUUUGUUUGUCAAUAGAUUCGAUGGUGUUCAUUCAUCAAAGAAAGAAAUGAUGGUAUCGAAACAGCACUUGGAAGAAUUCUCAAAGGAUUUGUUUAACAGAUAUCUUGCUGUUGCGAAAUUAAAGUUGGCAAUAUUUAAGAGUCCAGAUGAAAAGAUUAAAGGUCUUGAAGUAUUAUGUAUCGAUGUAGCAAAGAUUCAGAAGCAACUCGCAGAUAUAUCAUCGGUUGACGAUAUUAUCAACUCUACUGUUUACGAUCAGAUUGCAUACUACUUUGACAAUCUUCAAAAGACUAUCAAGGAGCAUAUCAGCACCAUGAAUGCAACUCUUAUCAACAAGUCCUCUGCUAUUCUCGAAGGUAACUCACUUGCGGAACUCUCUGAAAAGACUGCCAAGGAAAUAGUCAGUGACAUUCUACAACUCUUUAAAAAUCUUAGACCAUUCUUUUUACCAACUGAGACAUCAUUCCUUACACGUCACUUUAGUACCAUUUUCACAAAGAUACAAGUGAAUCUACAAAACUUUUUCUUAUUCUUGAAUAUUCAUUUCUUAGAUUACUUGGAUAUCAUUAUAAAGACAUCAAAUAAAGAACAAUAUGGAAGUAGAUUCUUGUUGGCUUUGGCAAGUGUUUGUUUGUAUUUGGAGAGCAAAGGUAUCAAUCAGGUGGUUCAAUCGAUGAAUGAGUUUAUCAAUACCGUUAAGCAAGGAAUGCAUUCAUCGGCAGCUGCUCACCACGAUAUUUUCAGUAUUAAUACACCGGAUCUUGCCAAGCGUUUGAAGGAAGCCGCUCAACGUAUUCUCACUGUCUACACCAAGAUGCAGAGUAAGAGCAUCGAGAAGAUUCUCCGUGUCGGUUUGGAUUCCACUCCCAAUUGGUUGGCACUCAAAGAACCGAGAGAUGUCAGACAGGUCAACGAUAUCCUACUGGAUGAACUCCAAAAGAUUGGUGCCGAGAUUGGCAAGCUCUUGCCAGUGACCAACCAACAGCUCACCACUCCAACCAUGUCCAGAGUCGGCGGUGGACACUCUCGUUCAAUGAGUGGAAGUGGCAACAGCAAUGUAUCGGUCAACAACAACAACAGUGACGCUAUGAGAAGAAAUCAGUCCAAUGCAAAUCUACCAUCCAACUCUAACAAUCUAUUCGAUAAGCGUUUCGAUAUCUAUGCACCGGUCGACUUUUAUGUCAACUCUAUCCUUGUGGGCAUCGUUAAACUCUCUCUCAAAUCAUACAUUGAAUGUUUGCGUACCAAGACUUUCGGAACCAACGGAUAUCACCAGAUUCAAGUGGACCUUAGAUUCCUCAAGUUGUACUUUACCGAUAUGUUUGGAACUCAGCAAUCUAUCGAUUCCCUCAUUCAAGAGGCUGACAAUACCGUAGCCGAUAGAUGUUCAUCGGUCGACCCAAUUCCACUUGAAGAUAGUAUUAUGAAAAUGCUCUGUGAAAACAAACUAAAGAGUAGAAAGGAAGAAGAAAGAAAUAAAUCAACAAUGAUUAAUAUGAUUAGUGUUGACAAUUAA
Messenger RNA from Heterostelium album PN500, 2712 nucleotides. RefSeq names its product vacuolar protein sorting-associated protein 51 homolog. The coding region runs from base 1 to 2712 and encodes 903 amino acids. Gene Ontology annotation, biological process: lysosomal transport; endocytic recycling; Golgi vesicle transport. NCBI's taxonomy places the organism in Eukaryota, Evosea, Eumycetozoa, Acytosteliales, Acytosteliaceae. The transcript is spliced from 9 exons. Gene Ontology annotation, cellular component: GARP complex; membrane; EARP complex. The record is from RefSeq and is a predicted model, not a curated record.